UCAGUCGUACUCUGCGCGUCGUCACGUGUGGACGUGUGUCGUUGCUGUGUGCGCCAAUUACGCGAGCUUUCAAAUUUACCUGUGGAUUGUUAGUGUCGUGCUAAAAAUGAAUUAUACACACUAGAACAGUUUUCACACUUCUGGAUUUGGCUUUGGAACGUGCAUGACCCUACGGACCCCCUUCUCAUUCAAGAUACGCGCUCGUCACCCUGAUUUAUAGAACCAUCGAAAGCCUAUCACUUCACAGCUUCAAAGUUACGGUGCGACGGCGAUUCAAACAAAAAGGUUUUUGGCGGGCAUCCUAGUGAAGUUUGCUUUUUCAUACAAUGGACAAAUACAGACGAAGGAAUGAUCAGAGAUGAAUCGAAGAGCUCGGAAAAAGUCUAAUCUAUUUCAAGACUAGUACAAUGUUAUAGAAUAAUUCUUCCAAGUAACUUAAGUCAUGUAAAAAGAAAGGAGACGUCCAGCAUCAUCAUAUCUUUUAUCAUAUCGGAGUAUCACCAACAAUUGGACAUAUCUUGUAUUAUGCUAGUCACCUGUAUGUGAUUAUUUAGUUAACGUUUUGCUCAAAAUCUACAAAAGUAUUUCCAAUUGUAGCUAAUUAAGGAAGUAAUGAACUAGAGAAUUAACUUUUAUAAUAUAAAAGUUACCCAAAGGAAGGAAAACUAAUUUAUAAUUAGAGAAAUAGUGUGACAUAGUAAAAAUGAAGUACAGCAUGUUCUUCUUACGGCGGCGGACGUUGAUUCUAAAAGCCGUUUUAAUACUGACGGCACUGUGGUUCAUGGUGGCGUUGUUAACGACUAAUGGAGCCGCGAGGAACGCUAUCGGCGCUCCUCCCAUUGAGUACGAGGACGCAGAAGCGAAACCAUUGAAAAUGGCAAAGCCGACUGCGACAAAGAGGAAAAGUGAAUCGUACGGAAACAACUUAUCCGACGCGAGGACGAGAGUCGAUUGGCUUGGUCGGAUCGCAGGGAACGAAGGGCUCGGAGUGAUUGCCGCGCCAGGUUCAGACAAUGCACCUGGGGAGCUCGGGAAGCCGGUAAUUUUACCCAAAAAUAUCAGCGAAGAGGCGAAAACGGCCGUUUCGGAAGGUUGGAAAAAGAAUGCAUUCAAUCAGUACGUGAGUGACCUAAUAUCCAUUAGGAGGAAGCUGCCCGACCCGAGGGACGAGUGGUGUAAACAGCCCGGUCGAUAUUUAGAGGAUUUACCGCAGACGUCUGUAGUGAUAUGUUUUCACAAUGAGGCGUGGUCAGUUCUUUUGAGGACCGUCCAUUCAGUCAUUGAUAGAUCGCCUCCGCAUUUAAUCAAAGAGAUCGUCCUUGUAGAUGACUUUUCUGAUAUGCCACAUUUAAUGCAACAGCUAGAUGAUUACAUGUCCGCACUUCCCAAAGUGCGUAUCGUUCGUGCCACCCGGCGCGAAGGUCUUAUAAGAGCCCGUUUGCUUGGAGCAAGAUACGUCACGGCCCCCGUCCUAACUUAUCUCGAUAGUCACUGUGAAUGUACCGAAGGUUGGCUUGAACCCUUGUUGGAUAGAAUCGCACGAAAUAAGACAACAGUCGUCUGUCCCGUUAUUGAUGUCAUCGAUGACAACACACUCGAGUAUCACUACAGAGACUCGUCGUCUGUCAAUGUUGGUGGUUUUGACUGGAAUCUCCAAUUCAAUUGGCACCCAGUACCAGCGAGGGAACGUGCGAGACACAAACACACGGCAGAGCCGGUCUGGUCGCCGACUAUGGCCGGUGGUCUGUUUGCGAUCGACAAAGAAUUCUUCGAAAGACUCGGAACCUAUGAUAGCGGUUUCGAUAUUUGGGGAGGAGAGAACCUAGAACUUUCAUUCAAAACUUGGAUGUGCGGUGGAACUUUAGAAAUCGUUCCCUGUUCUCACGUAGGCCAUAUAUUUAGAAAACGAUCGCCGUAUAAAUGGCGAACAGGCGUAAAUGUGCUGAAGAAAAAUUCUGUGCGAUUGGCUGAGGUAUGGCUAGACGACUAUGCAAAGUAUUAUUAUCAGCGCGUCGGUAACGACAAAGGUGAUUACGGUGACAUAAGCAGUCGAGUGGCGCUACGAGAAAAUCUUGGAUGCAAAUCUUUUGAAUGGUACCUGAAGAAUAUUUAUCCUGAGCUCUUCAUUCCCGGCGAAUCAGUAGCACAUGGCGAGAUUCGAAAUGUCGCCUUCCAAAAGACUUGCUUGGAUUCACCGACGCGCAAGUCAGAUCACCAUAAACCAGUCGGACUUUAUCCGUGUCACCGUCAAGGAGGAAACCAGUAUUGGAUGUAUUCAAAGAACGGUGAAAUUCGCCGAGACGAAACAUGUCUUGAUUACUCUGGCCACGACGUUGUUUUGUAUCCGUGCCAUGGUGCCAAGGGUAAUCAAUUAUGGCUGUAUGACCCCAAUACGAAGUUGUUACGGCACGGCUCAAGCGAGAAGUGCAUGUCAAUAAACCGCAACAAGGACAAGAUCGUGAUGGAGACGUGCAACGAGAGCGAGUCCCGGCAGAUGUGGAACAUGGAGAACUUCAAGCCGGAGCGGCUCAGCCCCGAGCUCACGGCUGAGUAGCCGGAGGCCUACGACGAACUGCUGUUCAUAUAACAGACAUGGACUGAGUGAGUUCUCCUUGUGACUGUACCCCUAGUUCUAUAUCACUUGUUGUUGAACGCAUCGUGCUUCUAGAUAUCGUUUGAUGUUCCGAAACAAUCUUCGACCCCUCUAGGCCUAAUGUUUAUAGAUGAAUCGAUGUUAGCAUUAUCGAUUCUCUGUUCACUACUAUUUUCGUACUGUUAAGACUAGUUGUUAUGAUUGAAAUUCCUACGUGUAAAUGUUCUUUUUGUAACGAUUUUAUGCCGACUCGAUGUCAAGUCAUAUCAAAUUGUAAAUUACCAUAUCCUAAUAGUAUUCCUUGUGAAGUAUUAACUAUAGGUCUUAAUGUGAAAUUAAUAGGAAAUUAUUAAAUGUACAUAUCUUGACUACAUAUUGUUAGUAUCAGUGGAUAACAAAUGUUAUCGAAAUAUGCAUUAGGUCCUACUACAGAUAUAAUAUGUGAUUUUUUGAUGUAAUAUCUUCAAUGUUUAGUUAGUUAUGUAGUUUGUCUUGUCAUUAUUUUGUUCAAAGUAUGAACAUACUAUGUAUUUUAAAAUCUAUUUUAUUGUUUAAACGAAUUUACUUCAAUAUUAUGUUAAUAGUUACUGAAAUGAGUCUGUCUAACUGACUGAAUAACUUAUAGGCUCUAUGUAAAGAGUAUUUCCUUUGUAUAUAAUAUAGAUGUUAAAAUAUUAUAUUUAGUGUUACGGUGAAAAUUAAGUGUUGUUUUCGAUUUUGUUAUAAUAUCAGAGUUAUUGUUAAAAUUCCACGUUUGAAAAUAUAAUAUUUAUCAAAAGAGCUAUUUUAAAUUGUAUCAGAUUUUACUUUUAUUUAUUUCGUAUUUUAUUAAAAUUGUAUUUAUUUGAAUCUCUAUUUUACUAAAUAGAAAGACGAAUUUUGUAUUAUACUAUAACUGAUGUUCUCUAACAUUCAUAUUAUUAUCUCCAUUUAACAUUCCUGUUUGUGAUAUACAAAUAUAGUUAUUGUACAUAAAUACUCGAUACUGCCAGUACAUUAUUAUUAAAUAAACUAGCAUAUUAUGGCUUCUAAAUAGUUAUGUAUUUAUAUAUUAACAAUAACUAUUUACCUUACGCAUUUUUACGUAAUAGAAAAAUUGUGCUUUUUCACUAAUGAAACUCUAGAUGUGUAAAAUUUGUGAUUGAUCUAUUGUGUAGCUCUUCCUUUAUAUUUUUUGAUGUAUAUAAAUAAAUAAGCAUUUAUGAGAUUAGGAAGAUUGUUUAUUAUAAACAUUUCUUAUAACUAGUUGUGUAAUAGUCCUUAUGAACUAUGGAGGCGAUUCUGUAUUGCCUUCGAUAUUAAUAAUUUUGUAUCGUUUGAAUUAUAAAGUCUUCAACUAUUUUUGUGGUUUCUAAUGCUUUUAGGCAAAAUGCGUGGGAAAGAAGCCUUUUUCAUCUUUCAAAGUUAUUAUUUUUAACAGACUUCUAUUUUAUUUGAUGUAAAUUCAUUAUCUUGGUCAAAUUUUAAUAUUUAAAAAAUUUAAUUCAGUAUAAGUACUUGAUUGUAAUUAUUGCCAUGUAUAUUUAUUUAUUCAGAAAUAUAUAUUCGGAAAACAAUUUGUAAUAGUUUCCUUAAUAACGUCUUAGAUGUAUGUAAUUUUGUUGGCUACAACUCUACAAUAUAAAGAGAGGCAAAUAUUUCGCAAAGAUAUUCAAUUUCUUAUAAAUAAAUUACUACUAAGGUACUUUUACUUGCCUUGUAGCAAAGAUACAAUUUCUCUUUAUUAAUAUUAAGAUGUGUACAGAUACAUAGUGGAUAAUAUUGAGUUAGGAAGUUAUAAAUGUGCCUUAUAUUUACGUAAUAAUUGUAUUUGAAUGUUAAAUUUUCUGUAUAUAAUGCAAUGUCUCUAAAUGUAAUAUAUCGUGUCGUAACGAUAAAUGGCGGUAGUAAUAUUUGUAAAAUAAAGCAUUAUGUUGGAUUUAUA
Colias croceus (clouded yellow) is the source of this 4517-nucleotide messenger RNA. It is a transcript of the gene Pgant9, whose product is annotated as putative polypeptide N-acetylgalactosaminyltransferase 9. Lineage: Eukaryota; Metazoa; Arthropoda; Insecta; Lepidoptera; Pieridae. Gene Ontology annotation, cellular component: Golgi apparatus. Bases 704 to 2554 code for a protein of 616 amino acids. The transcript has 14 exons. The record is from RefSeq and is a predicted model, not a curated record.